GAACAUGUGACCAUAACCAGGCACAUAGUAUAGCUUUAGCUCUCCUUCCUGCUUUUGUGCAACAAUUAGCUCGCUAGCGUUUAUAUGAAUUGCGAUUACAAGCAUGUCUUAUGUUCAUAAUCGUUUAUAUGAUGUUUGUUCAAGGUGCCGUGCUGGUUUUCCACUAAGAGUGACACGAUGGUGCGCAAGUACUGCAUCAGAUGUAGCCCUGCCUGACUUCCUGAAAGGCGCACCACACCGCAAACACCCUGGGGUGACUCACCUCAAAACUCUAUGUCUACCUGAGGGGCUCCAGAGAGGAGCUCUGUCUCUCAUACACAAAUCUGAAGUGAAGGAUUUGACUGAACGGGCUGGUAGGCUUACUAAUUUCCUGUGGAGUAGGAAGCGUGCAGCUGAAGCCUCUCAGCUGAGGGAGAGAGCCAUUGCUCUAGAGAAGAAAUGGAUGUGGAAUGAAAAGGAGCAACAGAGGGAUACAGAUAAGCACUCCUUUGAAGCUCAAAUCAGAAAAAAGGUUUUGACUGAAAUGAGGAGGACGACAUAUCACUGGACACCUCUGAGGUAUGAUGAAGAGCUGGGUGUGGUAUACAUGGCUGCAAGAUUAGCAGGUGGCUAUGCUGCUGUCCUGAGAGCAUUAAAUGAGAUAAAGAAAAGAGAUCUUGCAUUUACACCAUAUUCUCUGCUGGACUUUGGCUCAGGGCUUGGAACAGCUCUCUGGGCUUCACACACACUCUGGGGAGUCUCAUUGAAGGAGUAUGUGUGUGUAGAUUCCUGUGGAGCUAUGAACACCUUGGCAGAACAGCUUCUUACUGGGGGCAUUGAGGCAGGUGAACCACUUAUCAAACACGUCUACUUCCGUCAGUUCUUUCCUGUCUCCCCAAAGGUCCAGGCCGACCUGGUGGUGGCAGCAUUCUCUUUAUCAGAGAUGGCCACCCAGCAUGAUCGACAAGAAACAGUUCUUACACUCUGGAGGAAAACCAGCUCCUAUCUUGUACUGGUGGAAAAUGGAACGAAAGAAGGACACCAGAUCUUAAUGGAAGCCAGAGAUGUAUUACUUAAGAGUGAAGAGAAGGUGACUCCUGACUCUAGGAGAUCAAGGACGUUUGCACCUUGCACUCAUGAAAUGCCUUGUCCUAAGCUGCUUAGCCAGAAAGUAGUUCCCUGCAACUUUAUCCAGUCCUACUACCCUCUGCCCUUACGAGGGAAGAAUCCGGAGAGGGAGCAGGAGAAGUUCAGUUACCUUAUCAUGUCCAGGGUGAAGCAGAAAAGCGUAGGACAGGUGGACUGGGCUCGGCUGACCGGCCCGGUUCAUCGCAGGUCCAGGCAUGUGCAGUGCCAGGUCUGCUGCUCCAAUGGAGAACUCAGACAGUUCGCUGUCACUAAACGCCGCCAUGGACGACAUAUGUACCGAUGUGCGCGGAGUUGUGACUGGGGAGACCAGCUGCCAGUAAUCCAAGCAGAGGAAAACAAUCCUACAGACGAAACACAUGACUCAUACGCUGGUACAGACACCAUGGUCUGAACAGCUAACACUGAUGAAGACCCUUCCCAUGUUACUGGUUAUUUUUGCAGUAGAGAAUGUGGGGAAAGACUGAAUGCAAUUCUGAAGUAUUGCAGGAAGGAUCACUGCAGUGAUCAAACAGUUUCCCUGUCGAAGCUCAGAAAUAUAAAUUAAUUGAAGCAAUAUGGUGUCUGUACAAAUUAUUUUAUACCUCGGAAAACGUAGAUGACCAUCCAUUCACAGAGUAUUUACAAUGCAAUUUCGUUUGGGAUCAAUAAAGUCUUAUCUUCAA
This is a messenger RNA of Electrophorus electricus (electric eel), 1790 nucleotides long. It is a transcript of the gene mettl17, whose product is annotated as methyltransferase like 17. Gene Ontology annotation, biological process: translation. The record is from RefSeq and is a predicted model, not a curated record. Lineage: Eukaryota; Metazoa; Chordata; Actinopteri; Gymnotiformes; Gymnotidae. Gene Ontology annotation, molecular function: structural constituent of ribosome; methyltransferase activity. Gene Ontology annotation, cellular component: mitochondrial small ribosomal subunit.